AUGGCAGACUUUCCAGUUGUUGACAUGGGAAAGCUGAACACUGAAGAGAGAGGAGCUGCCAUGGAGAAGAUAAAAGAUGCUUGUGAGCACUGGGGUUUCUUUGAGUUGGUGAACCAUGGUAUAUCCAUUGAGUUGAUGGACACUGUGGAAAGGUUAACAAAAGAGCACUACAAGAAGACUAUGGAGCAAAGGUUCAAAGAAAUGGUCGCCAGCAAAGGUCUUGAGUCUGUUCAGGCAGAAAUCAAGGACUUGGACUGGGAAAGCACCUUUUUUCUGCGCCACCUUCCGGUCUCCAAUGUUUCAGACAACGCAGAUCUUGAUGAAGAAUACAGGAAGAUAAUGAAGCAGUUUGCACUGGAAUUGGAGAAACUUGCAGAGCAUCUUCUUGACUUGCUGUGCGAGAAUCUUGGACUGGAGAAAGGGUACCUGAAGAAGGUGUUCUAUGGAUCCAAGGGCCCAAAUUUUGGCACCAAAGUUAGCAACUACCCUCCUUGUCCCACCCCUGAUCUCAUCAAGGGCCUAAGAGCUCACACUGAUGCUGGUGGCAUUAUCCUACUGUUCCAAGAUGACAAAGUCAGUGGACUGCAGCUCCUCAAGGAUGACCAGUGGAUCGAUGUCCCACCAAUGCGUCACUCCAUUGUCAUCAACCUUGGUGACCAACUUGAGGUCAUAACCAAUGGCAAGUACAAGAGUGUCAUGCACCGAGUCAUUGCUCAAACGGAUGGCAACAGAAUGUCCCUGGCUUCGUUCUAUAACCCUGGUGAUGAUGCUGUGAUCUCUCCAGCACCAGCCUUGGUGAAGGAAUCGGAUGAUACAAGCCAAGUGUACCCGAAAUUUGUGUUUGAUGAUUACAUGAAGCUCUAUGCUGGUCUCAAGUUUCAGGCUAAAGAGCCAAGGUUUGAAGCUAUGAAGGCCGUGUCAAGCGUUGAUGUGGGGGCCAUAGCCACAGUUUGA
Molecule: messenger RNA, 954 nt
Organism: Sphenostylis stenocarpa
Lineage: Eukaryota; Viridiplantae; Streptophyta; Magnoliopsida; Fabales; Fabaceae
Source: the annotation of a GenBank genome assembly